AUGUCCUCAAUGAAAACUUUUUUUAUCGCAAUCUUAUCAAUCAUUUGUUUACAUGUAAUUUCUUCGCUGGCAAUUCCAGUUUCAAAUGAAAUCAAAAUUCCUUGGAUUGUAGCAAACGUUGCUGGAAAAAAGUUUAGCCCUGGUCAACAAGUAAACCUUCAAAUAAUUUCCCCCUCGGAAAGAAUUAUUAAUAUUAAUAUACGACAAAGAUUAACUGGUUUCGAUCAAGUUCUUGAAACAAAUGUCAAAUUAAGCGCCGGACACAAUGAAAUUAAAGUUACAAUUCCAUCAUCUGGUAAUUUCGUAAAACCAAGUCCUCAAAACUAUUUCACCAUAUUUGAGAAUGGAGCGAGAGGUGAUUAUUCUGCAACCUUCGAAAUUGGCGAUCCCGAUUAUGGUAUUUCCUUUAUUCAACCAGUUGCUGGUGGUGUUAUAAAAGUAGGAGAUACAUUAGAAACGAAAUGGAAAGUUGAAAAGAGUUAUGUUCCUCCAGGUGCAGAUCCUUCUACAUUCAGAGUACAGCACUUUUUAUUUGAACCCGCAGUAAUUCCACAAGGACAAAGUUUUUCGUCGAAAUUUUUCCCAAAUGACGGUGUGGCUGUUAAUUUCGAAUCUGGAAGUUUAGAGUAUGAAUUACCUUUAGAUACGAUUCCCAACGUUUUAUAUAAGAUGGGUUGUUUGGUUCUUAACACUGCCACCACUCCAUGGGAGCGUCAUAUUUAUUCAGCUGGUACUUUCCUUGUUAUUCCAAAAUAA
Molecule: messenger RNA, 756 nt
Organism: Diversispora eburnea
Lineage: Eukaryota; Fungi; Glomeromycota; Glomeromycetes; Diversisporales; Diversisporaceae
Source: the annotation of a GenBank genome assembly